AUGAAUACCACAACGCCCACGAAUGAUCCAGCUUCGCAAACUCCAACAGGGUCGUCUGGAGCUCCACCAAUGCGUAUCCGACGCCCAAGGGCAGCUGAUCCUCUUGUUCGCCCAAAAAAGAAGACUCUAUCGAAAGCUCCAAUCGGAAAUGCGCAAGUACUUAGAUCGUUUCCUACGCGACCGGCGGCGCCUAGUUCUCAACCCGAGAAAGUGAGUCUCCCUCCGGCGAAAAGUGAAUUUGCCGCGAACGGAUUUAGUGGCCCCCUUUUGUCGGAAACCUACGUGGACUACCCACUCGUGAUCACAAAGCGGGCGAUCAAGGAAGGGUUGAAGCAUCAUAUCGCUAGGUUCGCGUCAAAGAAAGUGGUAGAUCCUCGCGAUGAGUCUCAGUUUACUAGGCCGGUAAGGCUGCAGCGUCGGGAUCCCCGAACACGCCUACAUGAUUUGAACGCGGAUAAAGGGCACACUGGACAACGGUUUUCCUCUGAGACUAGCAACCAGAUUGACGAAAAUGAAAGAGAAGAAAUGGAGGCCAGAAAAGUCGCACGAGAAAAAGAGAGAGCAGAAAAUCUUGCACAGAUAGCCCCCUCGGUUGGCGCUGCUCCAAAACGAACCAAUGUGCCCAAGCAGAAGACGCAGCAGGUAUCCAAAACAGAUAUGACACCAGAGGAGAUUGCUCGAGCCCGAAUCAAGUAUGAGGAGGCUUUGCCUUGGCAUUUGGAGGAUUUCGACAAUAAAAACAUUUGGGUCGGAAAUUACGAAGCUGCUUUAUCGGAGACUCAUGCGGUUUUCAUUCUUGAGAGCACCGGGAAAAUGACGACGAUACCCGUUGAGAAGUGGUACCGGUUCAGCGCAAAGAAUCAAUUCAAAGCGCUGACCAUCGAAGAGGCCGAAAAAUUCAUGGCUAAGAAGAUCAAGGACCCUCGGUGGUUCAUGGAGAAACAGCAAGAGCUAGCUCAACGAAAGGAGCUAGAACAAUUCGCCAAACAAAGGAAAGUCUACGCAGGAAAACAGGGUACACCAGCAGCUGAGGGUCUAGAAGCGGACGAGAUGGAUUUCGAAGAAGAUCGGUUCGCCGACGAUGAAGAGCACGACGACCUCUUCAAUGAGGACGAAGAUGCGAAGGCGGCAGAGAAGCGCAUUAAACAGGAUCAACUCAAAGCCAAUGUCUUUGAUUUGAAAGAUGAGCAAGAGUACGAUCAGGAAGAAUUGAGAGAGAAGAAGGAAAAGGAAGCCAGACGGGUCCUUGGGAAGAAAGUACGGAAAGCUCUUCAAAAGAGGGAGAAGAACUUUGACUAUAGCAGCGGUUCUGAUGCAAACCCGUACACUGACGAUGAGAGCUCUGAGGAAUCCGAUCCGGAAAACCCCAAGGAAGAUGAUCGGAAACCUGACGAAGAAAAGAACAAAAAAGAUUCAGCCACAUCUUCCAAGGGCAACACUACUCCAUCGGGACGCCCCAGACAUGGUGAUUUACCGAAGAAAGCUGCGGCCGGUGCGUCACGAAAGCGCCUUGGAUCCCCCAAUGUGUCCGACGCGAGUGGAACAGACACGUCUCGCAAGAAGGGCAAAAAUAGGCAUUCGCCCUCACAGUCUUCCACUCAACCGGGCUCUCGUCCCAUGUCUCCAGUCGCUUCGUCAAUUCCGGCUGGCAAGAAGCGCGUACGGAACAUCCUUCCCGGCGCAGGUUCCACAAGUGAUGUUGAUGGCCCUGCAGGAUCUGGUGGGGAGAUGAGUGAGUCCGGUAAAUCUAAGAAGCUGAAGUUGAAUCCACCUUCGGUCAUAUCUCAGGGCGAUACUCCCCAGGGCUCGAGAGCUGCCAGCCCGGCACCGAUUCUUGGAAGAGGCUUCUCUGGGAGUCGUGCUAGUAGUCCCGACUCAUUGCGAGGUCAAACACGCGUUUCGACACCUGCACCCUCUACUGCGCAGGGAUUUCCUACUCCUGCUGAAAUCCAUGCUGCCAUUCCUGUGAGCGGUAUACUGAGUACCGAUUUAUUGAGAAUCUUCCGUCCUCGUAUUGGAGAAUCCCGAGAAAACCAUAGAAAGUUUAUCGCGAUUGUGAAGGACGUUGGUGUGUAUGGGAAGGAGGACCGCCUGCUGCGACCAGGUCCGUGGAGGGAGACAUAG
This is a messenger RNA of Aspergillus calidoustus, 2124 nucleotides long. The record is from the annotation of a GenBank genome assembly. Lineage: Eukaryota; Fungi; Ascomycota; Eurotiomycetes; Eurotiales; Aspergillaceae.